Messenger RNA from Plasmodium vivax (malaria parasite P. vivax), 1046 nucleotides. RefSeq names its product 26S proteasome regulatory subunit p27, putative. Gene Ontology annotation, molecular function: protein binding. Lineage: Eukaryota; Apicomplexa; Aconoidasida; Haemosporida; Plasmodiidae. Bases 165 to 1046 code for a protein of 293 amino acids. The transcript has a single exon. The record is from RefSeq and is a predicted model, not a curated record. Gene Ontology annotation, biological process: proteasome regulatory particle assembly. Gene Ontology annotation, cellular component: cytoplasm; nucleus.
ACAUAUGAACCGCUUAACAUGGAGGAGUAUACUUUUGCGAGCGAGUGGUAGCUACACGGUUAGUGUUUUUUUUUCUCCUUUUUUUUCCUUAUUUUCUCUCCCGUGAGAGACCCAACUCGCAGCGCAGUUCCGCGCAGGCAUCUACCGACUGCGUCCGAGGGUGAAUGCCUCCGUUUGUUGGCUGGCCGAUUGGUGAACGCGUUGUCCCUGCAGUGUCACCACAGCGUUGCCGCCACGCCGAAUUGAGGCUACACCGCGCCGCCACCACACCGCGCUACCGCGUUACUGCGCUACCGCUAUACCGCUCCACCGCCACUCUCCGCAAAAUGAACCUGGACGAGUUCAACGAGCUGGUGGAGCAGAGGAACCGAAUCGAGCGGGAAAUCCAGGAGAACGUGAACUUCCUGGAGGCCCCAGAAAACAAAGGCGUGGGCUUGCACGGCAAGCUGGUAGAUGAAGAAGGAUUCCCCAGAAACGACAUUGACAUAUAUAGCAUCCGAGUGGCCAGGAACAAAGUCAUCUGCUUAAAAAACGAUUACCUAAAUGUGAGCAAAAGAAUAGAGGAGUACCUCCACAAGGUUCACACGUCCCACCCUGUCAUACGAGUACAGAGGAGUAAGGCGAAGAAGGAAGAAGGAGAUGACCCAAAUGAAUCUCCCCCAGAGAGUUGCACACAAGAUUAUGAUGAGUCAGCACCUGGUUAUGAACUCCUAAUAGAAGAAGCGAAAAGAAGUACCUUUGCGAUGAUCGAUGAGCUGGUGGAGAAUUCCCCUUCACAUAAGGCAGGGCUACGCAUUAAUGAUUAUAUAAUUCAAUUUGGGGAUGUACAAAAAAAAAAAAAAAAAAAUGAAGAAAAUGAAAAGGAAGAUGCAGACAUUUUCAACAGAAUUGCAGCUUACAUGCGUAACAAUCCCACCAGAAUUAAAGUCAAAAUUUUGAGAGAGGGGAAGAUUUUUUUUUACUUUGUUUUUCCAAAUAGGACUCCCAAUGGGUUAUACAUUGGAUGUCACCUGACGCCGAUCAGCGUGGGUGGGGGUAGUGUGUAG